AUGCCCAUAGGCGUGAGUGUGGAGCGUAGAGAGGUGACCCUGUAUCCCUCGUACGUCUUCCUGCUGACACCCGUGGGCUUGCGGAAGUCCCUGAAGGUGUCCUAUGACAUCACUGAUCCUACUAUGGCUGAAUCCCUGAGGGAAGCUUCUGGAAGCCUGGAAGUUCUAGAGGCCGGUGAUGAGGGAAAGAAGAAAUCCAAGUUUAAAGUCUUCAAGAGCUUCUUUGGCAAGAAGAAGAAAAAAGAGCCCGAGGAUGGCCGGGGAGGGAGGAAGCUACAACCAAGCCUGUCCAGCAGCAACAUCAACAUCUCUGCUCUGAAGCCAGUUCAUGAAGAUCAGACUGAGCCUCGGGCCAAGAGCAACAUGGGGAGCAAAGCCCUGUCCCAUGACAGCAUCUUCAUGAUGGAUCCUGAGCCUGCAAAUAAAAUCUACCCCUCUCCAGAGCUCCAGAGAGGCAGAUCUCUGCAGAGACCUUAUGUUUCCAGAACUCUGCCUAGAACCGGGACUAGUAGUCUGCAUCGAGCUGUUUUUGGAGUUACGUUUGGACCUAUGCUCCCAUAUGUACCCAGAAGUGCACUUUGGGCCGGGGGAUCUGACAUCGCUGAGAGCCCAUCACUGCUGCCACGCCAACGAAGCAUCAGCCCACCUCUUAUCCGUUCUGACACAAUCUCUAAGGACUUGGAGGAAAUCUCUGUUGAUGAGGAGUCACCUGAGAGCUCACCAAAGGACGUUUCAGAGCAGAUCUUGACAAUGAAGAAGGGAAAGGGACAAGUAAAGAAAUCAGGAGAGAUUUCUUCUUUGGGAGGUCAUCAGCCGGAACAAUUUCCAGCACGCGGAGCUGCCUCAUUUCUUUUCUGCCACUCUCUCCAGAGCUCCUUUGAGCCCUCACCUGGACCCGUCCACUCACAGUCCUUGACCACACUUACCGUGAUAACCUCUCCCAGCAGCGCUCAGCUGCCCAUUGGUUUUAGCACCCCAGCCUCCCCGAAGGUGGAGCCAAAACAGGGGAAGCCAGGCGUUCCGCUGGUGUCUCAAGAAGAGAAGAGUACAACGACAUCCCAAGAAGCUGUCCAAAAGAAGCCGAAAAACGACAGUGCAGGUACCUCAAGCCUGGAGCAGAGCAAGAAAACCGAAACUCCGGAUAAGAAGACAGCAGAGCAGACCGCAAACCCAGAUGCUGCUGGCACGCAGGGUUACCUGCCGACGACGGCGUUUGGAAGACAAUGUGCAAGGAGAGGUCCCGGUGCUAUAGGAAUGAGUGAGUGUGGGCUCAGAGGAAGAACCUUCAAACAGUUUCCUGUCUUCUCGGCGGACCUCUCUCUGGAGCAGUCCACAACUCCACCGGCCAUAAGCGUGACUCCUCAGGAGGGACUUUCGGAUACAGAUGGCCUGGGAAAGAGAAAUACUGGGAUGGAUUUUAAAGCUGGAACCGCAGCAGGAGCCCAGUCUGUACCUGAAGACGUGGAAGGGUCCACGGUUGGUGACCCAUCAACAUGCCGUGAGGACGGGGCCCCGGGAGCCAACAGGCCAGAAGCCAUGGCUUCUCUCUCGUCAGCGGCAACCGAGGCCGAAGCGUUUAAGGAUCCUUCUCGCACCCAGUCGGGGAGGGAAGAAGCCUGCAGCUCCGAUUUGCAAGGUAUCCGGCUUGAGACGCCGCCUCUCAGGAGCCUUUCCCUGGCCGUGGUGAAGUUCCACGCUGAAGAAGAGUCCUCUGAUUCCGAGAGCUCUUCAGAGGUGGGGGGUGGUUCUGAUCAGGUGCCUCCCAGGCCUGCUUCCCAGCAGGAGAAGCCCAAAGGUGACCAAAAAGUCUUCCCCAAACCAGGAAGUUCAGCUGUGGAACCGAGCCGGCCCGGGCAGCAGCUGGCUUCUAGAUCUCCUUCCUGGGCCGGGGCGCGGCCCGAAGCUGAAGAGGCCUCCUUGGAUUCCGAGAGUGUUCCAGAGGACGAAGACACCUCGGAGCAGCAGGUGCGUCCCGGGCGCUCUCUCCAGUCGGCAGGGAAGCCCGACCGUGGCCAGGAAGUCUUCGCGGAGCCCAAGAGCCCCGCUUCCAAGGUCUUGGGGGAGCCCAAAGUGUCCACCGAGUGGCACAGUUACGCUGACAAGUACAAGAGUGCUGACCCUUCCCGGGCCUGGAAGGAGAAGCCCAAGGACCAAGGAGGAACCCCCUCAGUUUCGAAGAGCGUACUUAAGGAGUGGGAUGCUUCCAUGCAGCGGCUCGCUCUCCAACAGCUUCCUCAGUCCUUCGCGAAGCCGGCUGCUCAGCAGCAAGUGUCGUCCGGCCUGGUGAGGGCUUUGGCACGGCGGAGCGGCUUUGCAGAGCACCUGCUGCCCCAGUCCGGGAUGGGCGCCAAGGCCGAGCAGCAAGCCUCGGCGUGUCUGGAGAGCACUGCCAGGGACUGGGGCCUCUCCCUGGAGCCGCUGCCACCCAGGACCUCUUUGAAGCACCUGAUGGGGCGUAAAGUUGGGCAACCGGUCUCCAAAAGUCCAGAAAUUGCCAUGACCCCAGGGGUCAAUUCCGCGGCCCUCAAAUGUCAUUCUAAGCCUCCCCCGAAACCCACGGCGGGGGAUGCAUUCCCUCCAGGUCCAAAGCACGUGUCUGUUUCGAAGCAAGUGCUGCCGCCCAAGGAUCCUUUCUGGGCCCUGCUGAGAUCGGUAGUUGAGAAACAAGUCCCCCCCGGUGCGGAAAGUGCUGUGGUUGAGAAGGACGCUUCUAUGCAGCCGCUGGUCCCCAAACAUCGGUCCCCCAGGCAACCUCUGGUCCGGCGACAAGUCUCUGUGAGUCCGGAGAGCGCUGCAGCUGAGGGGGGCGCUUCUGGGGGGCCACUGCUCCCCACACAUUCUGCUCGGCCCCUGGUGAAUCCUCAAAGCCAGCAGAUCUCAGAGAACGCUGCGGUCAAGAAGGGCACAGCUGCUGAGCUGCCUCGCGGAGGCCCUUUCCAGCCCUCUGGGAGGCCCAGACUCCAGGCACAGACCCUCCCCCCCGGCUCGGUUAGUGCUUCUGAGGGCAGCGGUCCUGAGGAGAAGAUGCCUCCCCCCCACACCUCCCGGGCCUGGGUGAGCCCCAGAGUUGAGCAAGAAGCCUCCUCGGGUUCAGCGAGUGCUCCCGCAGCACGGAGCACUCCGGUGGAGUCAAAGCCUCCCAAAAGCGCUCUGCAGGCCUGGGGCAACCGUAAAUCCAAGCAAGCAGCCUCCACGGGCCUGGAGGGCGCUGUGGCCGAGAAGGGUGGGUCCAAGGUGCAGCGCCCCCCCAGAAUGUCUUCUCAGUCCCCGAUGAAACCCGUGGGGAAACAAGCAGUGUCUGCAGGGCCGGAGAGCGUGGCCGCCAAGAAGGAGGCUUGUGCAGAACCACUGCCUCCCAGGCAGUUUUCCAGGUCCCUUGCGGGACACAAAGUCCAGCAAAUAUCUUCAAAUUUUGAGAGCAGUGCUGCGGAGGGCGCCGUCUCCGGGAAGCCACUGCCUCCCAAGAAUCCUACCCAGGUCUUGGUCAGGUCUAAAGUCCAGGAAAUGUCCUUGCGUCUCGAGAACAAGGCCCUUGAAGGAAACACGUCUAAGAAGUCACCGAUUCCGAGAUAUCCUUCCCAGUCAUUUGUGAAGUACAUGGCAGAACGAGUCUUUUCAGAGAGCCCCGCGGCCGAGCGGGGAUUUCACACGAAUCCCCCAUCUACAAAUCCACCUUCCAAACCUUCGAUGAGGCCCGAGGCCCAGGGCCAAGUCUUCUCAGGUCAGAAGAAUGCCAGCAUGGGGGGAGGCAUUUCCUCACAGCUGCUGCCUUGGAAAGGCCCUUUACGGUCCUCAGGGAGGCCCGAAGACCCCAAAGAAGCCUCUUCGCAUUCGGAGAGCGCUCCUGCGAAGUCGAGUGGUUCAAAAAAGCAGCCGCCUCCCAGAUACCUUUCCCAGGCACUGGGGAAGCUUGAGUACCAGCAAUAUGGCUCCCUGGUCUCUGUGAGCGCUCUUGAAGACAGGAAGAGUUUUAAAGACAAGCUGCCUUCUGGAGGCCCUUCCCAAGCCAAGAAGGGGCCUGAAUCACAACCACAUGUUUCCUCAACAGGCUCAGCGAGUGCGCGUGUGGGGUGGAGUUGUUCUGAGGGGCCCCUGCCUCGCAGAUCCUCCUUCUGGGCUUUUGCAGACCCUGAACAUCAGCGACAGGUUCCUUCCGGUUCCGUGGGCGCUGCUGCUGAGGGAGCCAUUUCUGGGAGCAAUCCUAGCAGCCGGUCCGUACCCAAAGGCCCGGCUUCUCCACACAGAGCCAAGAAGCGUAGCCACAGCUCUGAAGACCUCAUUAAGAAUAUCCUGGCUUCUGCUGCGAAACCCGUGAAGUUCACUUUUGCUCCCGCCAGCCAAACAUCCACUUCCGGGGUCACUUACCCUAAGGAGGAAGUUGUCAAGAGCAGUGAUCCAAAUAACAGCCACUCAGACGUGUCCACCGCCGAGGCUGAUGUUGAAAACGUCUUUGGGAUUCGAGUGAGAAAAAUCCCUACCUCGGACAAGUUCAAGGAUGAGACACAAGAUGACCGGACCAAGCUUUCUUCACUCUCCCUGGGCCCAAAGUCAUUUCCUGUAUGUAAAGGGAAGCGAAUCAGAAGAAGCGCUUCCCAUGGGUUCCUGGGCACCGCAGAGCACCUCAUCCCAGGAUAUGAGUUUGCAGAGAAGCAACAGGACAGGCCCAAAUCUGAAAUCAUAGCUGGGAAUCAACCCGCUUGCAAGGUCCCAGGAAAGGCUCCUGGUCGACAGGAAUAUUAUAGCAUCUCGGACCCAACUUGGAUAACCGAGCUGAGAACCAAGAACAGAGCCACGAUCAAAGAGCCUUCACGUGCGGGAGAUACCUUAGAAGAUGAAAACCAACCAGCAAGUAGUUUGACCUUCAGCGUCAAUAAACAGGAAAGUGCAAGGCCAUCCAGUAACAACAAGCGGCCAAAGAUUGGCAGUUACAGCUUUUUAGAAGCCAGAGGAAAGCUAAAAGGAGGAAGAACUGUACUGCUCUCCCAUCGACGUAGCUCCAUGUCUCUUACCGCGUGUGUGUCAUUUGCUGUGGUUCUUGUAGGAUUUGAAGAUGAGGGGACGUUUCAGGAGCUCGCGGUGGGAAAAGGAAUCCAGCGCUCUUCCACUCCCCCAGCCAUGCUCCAAGAGCCGGUACAGCCGGAGGAGCCAGUCUGGUUCUCCGUGGCCAAGAAGAAAGCCAAAGCUUGGAGCCAGGAGCCAUAUAACAGAAAUCAUGCAUUGAGUAGUUCCUGGGUGGAGAGUCAACAUUUCAAAUGAUAAUCGCCAAGCGCUCUAUUAAGGCCAAGUCGUGACUGACUGACUUUUAACCAUUUUUCUUCAUUAAGCAAAAGAGCCUUAAGAUGGUAAUUCAAGCUAAUAACCCUUAGAAUGCAGCCAAUGCCAUGAAUGCCUGACCUUCAGUACAGUCACCGCCAACAUCUGAAAACCCAGCAUUUCCUCUAUAAAAAUGAUGUAAGAAUGUUUGCACUGCCAUAGGGUGGGGAAAUCUUGAACGUUGGACAAUGUGCCUUAGGAGACGGAAAGCAAAACACAUUUUGUUAGAGCAACUAAGACGUGGUCAUUUCCCUUGAUUAAAUAAAUUAAUUCGAAUGGAAAUGGCCAGAUGGCUUGGCCCAAGGAUUGGCUUUUAGGUUUUAUGAGCCUGGUUGAAUGUUUCAGUUCUUUGGUUCCUGCUCCAAGCUUUGCAAAGGCCCCUAGAGGAGAUGGUGGAACUGAAUCUCUGCGGAAAAUUUUGCCCGGCCUGUCCUCCACUUAGCCAUUGCCCUUUGAAGCACUGCCCUUGUACCCCUGGGGCUCCCCAGUGCCUGCAGCUUAGAGCUCCCUCUGUGCACAUGUCCCCAUGUCACAGGUCUGGUAGCCGUGAACACCUCCCACUGAGACAGAGGAUUUCUUGGGGAUUAUCAUCCUCCCUUAGAUGGUUAGUUCAUCAGUGUUUGACCUCUUGCCCCAAUGCCGCUGUGACUCUUCAGUUGCCGAGAGAUGUGCUGAAUGCCAUAUAGAUCUUGUUUUUUAAGCACUUAAGACCCAAUUCAAAAUCCUACAGACGCCAAAAACUGUACUUUCUAUCAGGCAGAUGGGAAGCCUUCCUGGAGGAAGUCUGGGGCCCCUGGAGAGCUGUCUUCUCUCUGGCUCUAGUUUUAAGGUGGAAACCUCCACGUAGCCCAGUUUCCAGUCUCUUCUCCUCGGCAGCCUCUGUUUCACGAGAUUUUAGCCCAGAGCAGGACCACAACCCCAAAGCCAUAGAACAGUUCACUUUCUGCCAACUGGAAGCCUUAAGUAAUUCCAUCCACCUAGCCUCUCCCUGUCCUCAUUCCUGGAGGCACACACCUCAAAAGUCACUCGGCUAGACAGCCCCCACCUCCCCCCAGUGAACCACUCACCCCAGAUCCCUUCCUUCCAUUCCACCCCCCCAAACACACCGAACACUAAGGGAGAGCUUCUUUUGGGUGCCUGGGCCGUACCUAGCUCAUUUUCUUAGGAGACCCAGAAGUGUCUUCUCGGUAUGCCUUUUACUGUGUCUGCCUCUGUCAUCACGGGGCUGCUUUGCUUCAACAGAAAUGUAAGCCUAGACCUCUAACUGUGCCUUUACAUUCAGAGUGGGGCACUGCCUCGUGCAAAAACAAAAUUCAGAGAGGCAGUGAGGUGCCAAAGUGAAUUUAAACCCUCGAUGCUUGGUUUUGCUGGUGAUGGCAUGACGUGACCUUGUACAAUCAUAUGCUGGAUUUUGCAUUUUCUUUAUAAGGCAACGAUUUUUCCCGAUACUGUAUCUUUGCCGUUCUGAUAAUGCUAGGUUUUUGAUUGGUCGGGUCUGAUUUCCUUUAUAUUUCCAUAGUGAGCCGUUUAUUUAGGUGGAUGUGCUUUACCCAGUGACCCUGGUACUUAGCUGUUACACCUCCUUACCCCCCUUCCCUCAGCGUAGACCACUAUUAGCUCGUUCUCACUCUGAGAGCUCUCCAUUAAUCACUUCUUUUCCACGGUUAACAAAACUCUGUUUUUAAGUUAAGAGGUUAAGGUUUUUUUUUAAUGCAUAGAUGCGCGUUCUGAGAAGUUUUCAGCUGCUUUUAGCAUUCUUGACUUUUAUUAUAUACGUGCAAAGCAAAUAAAUUCAAUAAAGCCUA
Molecule: messenger RNA, 7118 nt
Organism: Herpailurus yagouaroundi (jaguarundi)
Lineage: Eukaryota; Metazoa; Chordata; Mammalia; Carnivora; Felidae
Product: KIAA1210 ortholog
Exons: 14
Coding region: 1-5256 (1751 amino acids)
Source: RefSeq, a predicted model, not a curated record